Messenger RNA from Acipenser ruthenus (sterlet), 2351 nucleotides. RefSeq names its product receptor-interacting serine/threonine-protein kinase 2. Gene Ontology annotation, molecular function: ATP binding; JUN kinase kinase kinase activity. Lineage: Eukaryota; Metazoa; Chordata; Actinopteri; Acipenseriformes; Acipenseridae. The transcript is spliced from 12 exons. Gene Ontology annotation, biological process: regulation of apoptotic process; protein phosphorylation. The record is from RefSeq and is a predicted model, not a curated record. The coding region runs from base 143 to 1735 and encodes 530 amino acids.
UCUCGUCUUUUCUUCAAGCUGUAUGAAGCAAAGCAGCAAGUGGUUGAAUUCAAUUUGUAUCACUGUGAGUGUGGCUGAGGUACCGUUUCGGAAGAAAGCCCGGCAGUUCCUCUGAUGUCUUUCCAGGUCCUGUCAAUGUAGGAUGGCCCAGCCCUGCAAUGUGCUCUCGAUCCCCAGCCUGGAUGUGGAGAACCUUACCCUGAUCAGAGCCAGCUCCGGGGCCUGUCUGAGAGGUCAGCUCAGAGGUCACGGACGUCAGGUUUCCAUUAAAGUGCUGACCGUCCGACACGCUACAGAGAGCGACUGGACUGAGCGCCUCAAGGAGAUCACGCUGUUGUGCCGGGUCCGAUCGGACCGGGUCAUGGUUCCUCUCGGGAUCUAUCGCUCCAGUCUCUUCCUGGGCUUGGUCUCCGAGUGGAUGGGCGGUGGCUGUCUACACUCCCUCUUGUAUGAGUGCCAGCUAUUUCCUGAGUUGCCCGUGCCACUGCUCCUCAGAAUUCUAUUGGAUGUUGCUGAAGGGGUGUGUCACCUGCACAGCCUGACUCCGCCUCUUCUUCACCAGGCCCUUAAGUCUAGCAACGUCCUGCUCGACACGCAGAACCGGGCUAAGGUGUGCGACUAUGGGCUGUCUCAGUGGAGAGCCUGGAAUCUGCAGUCAGUCCCUGCAGACUACAGUGGUCUGUGCAGCGAAGACCUGGUCUAUUUAUCACCAGAGACCUUGCGAGGCGAGGCACCGUCUGCAAAGGGAGACGUAUACAGUUUUGCUGUGCUCAUGUGGGAGACCCUCAGCAGGAGAAGGCCAUAUCAAGAUAUUGGUCAGCCCCAGGAUCUGGUCUCAUCAGUCCAGAGCGGAGCACGUCCCGAUACUGGGGAGGAGUUUAUACCUUCUGCCGUGCCUCAACGAAACUCCCUUAUCCAGCUGAUAACAAAGUGCUGGCACCCUGAUCCACACACCAGACCUCAGAUCAGAGAUUGUGUCCUGGAGCUGCGCAGAGUUGUGGAGAUGUUUCACCCUGACACACUUUCACAGGCUGCCCUCUGGCUGAAAGAAAUGAAGGAGAGGGCUCUAGAGGGCUGCAAGGACCAGCUGAUCCAUGCGCUACAGAUCGAGAUCAACAAUCUGGAGAUUUCCAGUCGGAAUCCCAAAAAUGCUGGAAACAAGUCUGUUCCCAUGGAAACAGUACAGAUGUUGACAUCUGCACCAGUGGGCCCUGACCCACACAGGACAAGCCCAAAAACACCCCCAGUCCCCCAGAUGGGGCGGGGUAUUCCCCUGGAGGCUGCGUCCCAGAGAGAGAGCUGUAGCUUUGCCACUUCUCUACCCAGCAAGCCAGCCUGCUCCAGAGUUGAUGGAAGGGAGCGACAGAGCAGCCCAGGCAGGUGCUGUCCUGGACAGAGCCCUCCACCCCCACCCCUGCACCAAACAGACUCCUUCAGCCAGCCUGAACAAUGCACACUGGCGUGGUUUCCAGAGAGGAGCUGCUGCCAGAUCCUGCAGGACAGACGGGGGUCCAUCGUUCGGGGGAUGACGGAGGGGAGGUUGAACUACGUGCUGGACAGGCUGCGUUCACGGCAGGCGCUGGCCCGAGAGGACUACGAGUACAUCACGGCUGCCCUCACGCUGGCGGCCCGCACUCGCUGCCUGCUGGACACUUGCCUGUGCCUGGGAGAAGGGACGGCUCAGCUGGUAGUGCAGGCCCUGGGCCUGGGCUUGUCCAGGGGGCUGUGCCAGUGAGAGGGUCGAUGGGCUGGGUGACUGAAGUCGCAGGAGCAGGCUGUGUCGGGGAGGGGGGUGAAUUGACCCUGGGAUUCAAAUGGAAAUGCAAUCGUGCGAUAUCCAAACUUGCGACUUGAAAGUUCUCAUUUAUAACUGGAUAAUGAAAUUGACCCUGGGGUUCAAAUGGAAAUUCAAUCGUGCGAUAUCCAAACUUGGUGAUUGAAAGUUCUCAUUUAUAACUGUGUAAUGAGCAGGGUUUCAAAUUACUGAAACUAUUUCAAAUACAUAAUAAUACAAGUGUUGUAAUUACAGCACACACAUUUACAGCAAAGGCAAGACAAAGAAACAUCUUAGGCAGACGUGGGUCUGCUUGGGUUCACUUGUCAAAGCGUUUUGUUUCAUGUUAAUAUAUUUAAAUGCAUUUGUUAAACCAUCACAGUUGAAGUAGUUUUUAUAAAACGUUAUAUUUUGUUGUGUCGUGUAUAGUAGUUAUAUCUACUGGCAAGGCUGAUUAGAGCCUCAUCUCUUGAGUGUUUUGGUUCUGGUCUUCUCAUGUUAAUGACCAUAGCCAAAGGGGCAGGAGUUUUAUAGUCAUUAACUUAAAAUGUAAUAAAUAUUCAGCGUUGCUAACAAA